GCGUUAAUCAAACGACUUAAGAAUCCUCAAAGUUUGACUUUAAUUUACUUUUAUUUUUCCAUUAAAAUUGGAGCUAAAAAUUUUAGACCUAAAAAACAAACAAAACCACCUUUCGUUUUCUCUCUCCAAAAUUCAAAAACCUUGAAAAAAACUCAACAAUGGCGAUCGCCGCCAUGUCGUUUUCUCUCUCCUCUUCACCUUCCAACCUCAACCUUCACCAUCGCCGGAAUCUCUCUCCUCCGCUUCUUCCGCCGCCAUUAACGCUUUCUUUCUCCUCAAAACAACUCACUCCUCUUUCCGUCUCCUCCAACCUUCUUCGCCGUUCUCCUUCUCACAUUCGCCGACUUCUCCCUCUCGGUUACUCCGGCGGUGUUUCCGGCGACGGCGGAUUCUCCGGUGGCGGAGGCGGAGGCGGUGGUGGUGGUGGAGGUGGUGAUGACGAUGAUUCCGGUGAUAGUAAGAAUAAGAAGGAUGCAUUUUUGAUGUUGUCGGAGAUCGGACGAUCGGUUGAUAGUUUGCCGAAGGAUUUGGCGACUGCGAUUGAAGAAGGUAGGAUUCCGGUGGAGAUUGUGAGGAAGUAUCUAGAACUCGAGAAAUCGGCGUUUUUGCGAUGGUUGCUUCAAUUCGGAGGGUUUAGGGAAAGAUUGUUGGCUGAUGAUCUGUUUUUGGCCAAAGUUGGUAUGGAAUGUGGUGUUGGUGUCUUCACUAAGACUGCUGCAGAAUAUGAGAAGAGAAAGGAGAAUUUCUUCAACGAAUUGGAAGUUGUUUUUGCAGAUGUGGUUAUGGCCGUCAUUGCGGAUUUCAUGCUCGUCUAUCUUCCUGCUCCAGCUGUAGCCCUCCGGCAACCUCUUGCAUUGAAUGCUGGACCUAUUACAAAGUUCUUCCACAGCUGUCCUGAUAAUGCUUUCCAGAUUGCUCUUGGCGGUGCUUCGUAUUCAUUUAUACAAAGGAUGGGAGCUAUUUUGCGUAAUGGGGCAAAGCUUUUUGCUGUUGGCACUACAUCCUCUUUGGUUGGUACAACCAUAACAAAUGCCGUGAUCAACGCACGUAAAGCUGUUGAUAAGUCAGCUGCUGAUGAAGUGGAGACUGUUCCUAUACUAUCCACUAGUGUGGGUUAUGGUGUGUAUAUGGCAGUUUCAAGCAACCUGAGGUAUCAAUUUUUAGCUGGUAUUGUUGAACAACGGAUACUGGAACCAAUGUUCCAUAACCAGAAACUUGUGCUAAGUGCUCUUUGCUUUGCUGUACGGACGGGCAACACAUUCUUGGGUUCAUUAUUGUGGGUGGACUAUGCACGCUGGAUCGGAAUUCAGAAAGCUCAUGAUGAAAAUCAUGCUUAGGAGUAGAUUCGCUUUGCAUUUCCAUCACACAGAACGUAGAUCAACUGAUUUGUCGUACAAGAGUAUUUUUCCACAUUGAUGUCUUGAAAGUGAGGUGCUCUAGAAGACUAAAUAUAUUUAUAAGGUAGGUCGGAUGGCAUUUGCUGUUACAUUUUCAUUUCGGGGCCAGGAAGGGAGACCUUUCCUUUUGCUUCAAGCUAGAUGGUUCUUUGGGACUUCACAAGGAUCGCCAACAGUGUUUGAAGCUGCCUCUUGAUUCAAAAAUUAUUUCAGUUGUGCGUUUGAUUUGAGCUGUGAGCAAUUUCAACAGACUUUGGAGAUGCCUUUUGGUUAAUUAUUGCAAUUAUGCGCUUAAUUAGAGUUGAGCAUUUUCUCCUUUCUAUUUUCUGUCUAAGGGAGGGGAAUACCUAAAUGCAAUUGUGUUAUAUAUGAUGAUGAUAUGUUAAUAUUCAAAAUUUGCCAAUAAUGUUAAAGAUGUUUAUGAUAUUAUUGUGAUAUGGAAGUGUUUUUAAGGAUUUUUUUUCUUA
Molecule: messenger RNA, 1864 nt
Organism: Chenopodium quinoa (quinoa)
Lineage: Eukaryota; Viridiplantae; Streptophyta; Magnoliopsida; Caryophyllales; Amaranthaceae
Product: protein RETICULATA-RELATED 4, chloroplastic-like
Exons: 9
Coding region: 159-1337 (392 amino acids)
Source: RefSeq, a predicted model, not a curated record